Messenger RNA from Austrofundulus limnaeus, 1515 nucleotides. RefSeq names its product diencephalon/mesencephalon homeobox 2 (gene dmbx2). The record is from RefSeq and is a predicted model, not a curated record. The transcript has 4 exons. NCBI's taxonomy places the organism in Eukaryota, Metazoa, Chordata, Actinopteri, Cyprinodontiformes, Rivulidae. Gene Ontology annotation, molecular function: RNA polymerase II transcription regulatory region sequence-specific DNA binding; DNA-binding transcription factor activity, RNA polymerase II-specific. Gene Ontology annotation, biological process: regulation of transcription by RNA polymerase II. The coding region runs from base 341 to 1129 and encodes 262 amino acids.
GUAAGGAGAGGACAAUAUUUUAAUCUGUCCUGCCUGGGAGAUUAGCCCACCCCAUUGUUUUAAUUGUUUUAACUGAAACCCUUGCUCAUUGGGCGAUCCUUGGCAGAAAACUCUCAAGUUCAAUAGUUUCAAAAAACUUGAGCUCCUUGCGACCCCCCUCCUCCUCCUCUGCCCCUCAUCCCACCUAAUCCCAGCUAAUACCUUUCUUUCUAUUGGCUAAAGGCUGAGGGGAGCCUGGGUAAAUGCUUCUUAAAUAGUGGAGGGUGAGAAUGGUUUCAGAGACUUUUAGAGCCGUCUGUGUGAGGAUUUUAGGCCCAAAACUGGACCGAGGAACACUGGGAUGGACCUGGAUCUCACUCAGAGCCUGGAUCUCAGGUCCAGCUUGAACACAUUGAGUUUCUGCGGGACCCCCUCCCUGGUCCCCCUCCACGCUGUGGAYUCGCUGCUGUUCGACCUGCGCCACCAGAGGGCGCCACAGCACCACCUUUACUCCGCGGCAGCGCGCAGCUUCUCUGUGGCUGAGAGCCUGGCAGAGCUGAUCCUGGAGGCCCGGUACGGCAGCCAGCCGAAGCAGCGGCGCAGUCGCACGGCGUUCACGGUGCCACAGCUGCGAGCUCUGGAAAAAGCCUUCCAGCAGACCAAGUAUCCAGAUGUUAGUAUGAGGGAGAGGCUGGCCGUGUGCAUCAACCUGCCCGAGGCUCGCAUUCAGGUUUGGUUCAAGAACAGAAGAGCAAAGUUCCGUAAAGGUCAGAAGAACUCCGGAGACGUCAGCGUGGAGGAAGCCUCACAGAGCAGCAAAGUGGCACAGGAGGAGGAAGUGAGGACAGAAGACAAGCAGGACAUCACCACAUCGCGCUCUGAAAGCAACAUCCUUCCUCCUCUUUGUCCUCCAGCUCCUUUGGACGACAGAAACAAGGACUCGGACUCGGACUUGUCACCGUGGCCCCUCCAACUUCAGUCCCCUCCGCUUUGUUCCUUCGUGGCAGGGGAGCGUUAUCUACCUCCUCAUCAUGAGCUCUGCCACCCACCACUGUUCUGGCCCAUCAUACAGCAGCACAGCUCCACGUGGGGGGAUCCAAAACACUGUAGUUCAAGUAAAGUGCUGUUUCACCCUCACAUAGGGCUAUAAUCUACCACGAUCAAACACACUCAGCUGGAGAAGUCAGCUUUUUUAUAUACACUCUGAAUCAGCAAUGUGCAGAAACAAAUACUAACAGUCCGUCCACAGAAUAAACACCGUAUUGAGUUUUAGCUGAACAUCUGUUUGUCUGAAGGGAUGGAAAACUGAACCUUGUUUUUUUUUACUGUUUGUAAAUGUGAAAGUUGCUGAAAAUAAGAUUUUUUUAAUUAUUAUUCACAGUCAGCAGAACAUUUAAAUAUUUUUUGUUCCUGUUGGUUAUUUCCAUACGUAAGAAAUAGUUUUAGACCAUAAAGGACAAAAGCAUUUGGGAAAAUGUCCUUAUUGUGCCUCAGAACUGCAGCUUAGAUGCAUGAAAUAAAAUUAUUUGCACCUCU